AUGCUAUCCGAGGCGUCCAGAGGCGACCGCAAACGACGGCGAAUCGCCAUUGCCUGCAAUGAAUGUCGCGACCGCAAGCGAAAAUGCGACGGCGCAAAACCAGUCUGCGGUACCUGUGCCAAACGGGGCUCUACCGCACCGUGUAUCUGGGAGGAGGGACGGAAUGCGAAGGGGUGGUGUCACAGCUACGUCCAGUCGCUGAGAAGCCGAAUCCAGCACUUAGAGCAGGGCCAGGCGAUUGACGAGAACGAUGAUGCGUCUCGUCUAGAAGAGAUGACUACUAGUCACAGUGGACGUGCGGUUCCAUCCACACCCUCACCCCGCCAACACAUACCGCAAGAGGAUGCCGAAUCUGGGCCCCGUCUACAUGAGCUGCCAGGCGAGGCACCCCAGAUGCGUGAUAUGCUUUCUGGGAACGUAGUGCGUGCAUCAGGCACUACAUCCAGCAGAGCCAGCGGGAAUGCCACAGGAUCAGUAUUUGUGGACCGGCACUCGAUCAUGGGUAACCAUGAAGCCGGCGAUGAAGCUGGAAUUGAUGCCAUGGGUGUCUUUGGAUCCAUUGGCGAUCGAGAGGGCCAGCGGUCUGACUUCUAUGGACCAUCCAGCACUCUGAGGUUUCUCAGCCAUGCGCGCCGGGCCAUGAGUCAAAGCACAAGUACGGCUGGCGCAGAGCGUUCCCAGCAAAGAAAUGAACUAUUAGGCUUGUUCCAGGACGAAGGUGUCUCGGUGGCAGGAAGUUCUCAUCCUUCAUCUCUGGAGGCGCCCAAGCCCAGCUUCAGCUUUUCAGGGCACCAUCUCAGUAUCCCACCCAGAAGUCAAGCCGAUGCACUUCUCGAUGGUUACUGGACGUAUUUUCAUUCUCUGUAUCCUGUUCUGCAUAGGCCGUCCUUCAUGGAGAAAUAUAUGACCCUCUGGGCCGCAUCCUCUGCCCAGACUCCCCCCCAGGGACUUGAGGCGCAACCUCGGAAGGGUUACUAUGCUGCGCUAGAUGAGAAACUCUUCCACUGUCUGUUGAAUCUGGCUUUUGCUUUGGGAACUCAGUUCGGUACCGCCGUGGUUGAGGGCGAUCGACGCGAGCUUGGUCUGAUCUUCUUUAAGCGCGCCAAAGCUCUCAUCGACUUUGACAUACUUGCCCGAGGAGAUAUAUUCCUGGUGCAGAUGCUUAUCCUUAUGGGUCAUUAUCUGCAAAGCACCGACAUGGCAAGCGCCUGCUGGAAUAUGGUGGGCCUCGCUAUCCGCGUUGCGCAAGGGAUGCUGUUCAAGGGGAAUGUUAAGCCAGCUGGAAACAGAGAUGCGCAGACGAGCAUGGACUAG
Aspergillus puulaauensis is the source of this 1314-nucleotide messenger RNA. Its product is annotated as Zn(II)2Cys6 transcription factor. The coding region runs from base 1 to 1314 and encodes 437 amino acids. Gene Ontology annotation, molecular function: RNA polymerase II cis-regulatory region sequence-specific DNA binding; zinc ion binding; DNA-binding transcription factor activity, RNA polymerase II-specific. Gene Ontology annotation, cellular component: nucleus. Gene Ontology annotation, biological process: DNA-templated transcription; positive regulation of transcription from RNA polymerase II promoter by galactose. The transcript has 3 exons. The record is from RefSeq and is a predicted model, not a curated record. Lineage: Eukaryota; Fungi; Ascomycota; Eurotiomycetes; Eurotiales; Aspergillaceae.